Carlito syrichta (Philippine tarsier) is the source of this 1665-nucleotide messenger RNA. RefSeq names its product tripartite motif containing 62 (gene TRIM62). NCBI's taxonomy places the organism in Eukaryota, Metazoa, Chordata, Mammalia, Primates, Tarsiidae. Gene Ontology annotation, molecular function: protein binding. The transcript has 5 exons. Gene Ontology annotation, biological process: positive regulation of canonical NF-kappaB signal transduction; innate immune response. The record is from RefSeq and is a predicted model, not a curated record. The coding region runs from base 100 to 1164 and encodes 354 amino acids.
AUCUCAGGUUCCUAACCCCCAGAGAGGAGAUCCGAUUCAGUCUCAGCCACCCCCUCUAGGCCUCAUGUGAUCAUUGGAACCUUUCCCAAGGCCUCCUUCAUGCUGACGCAGACAGCAGUUGAUCAGCCUGGGAUGGUAGCCCUGAGGGAGCUGAAGGAGCAGCUUCAGGCCCUGCAGGACAGCGAGCGCGAGCACACGGAGGCGCUGCAGCUGCUCAAGCGACAGCUGGCGGAGACCAAGUCUUCCACCAAGAGCCUACGGACCACCAUCGGGGAGGCCUUCGAACGGCUGCACCGGCUGCUGCGCGAGCGACAGAAGGCCAUGCUGGAGGAGCUGGAGGCAGACACAGCCCGCACACUGACUGACAUUGAGCAGAAGGUCCAGCGCUAUAGCCAGCAGCUGCGCAAGGUGCAGGAGGGGGCCCAGAUCUUGCAGGAGCGGCUGGCCGAAACCGACAGGCAUACCUUCCUGGCCGGAGUGGCCUCCCUGUCUGAGCGGCUCAAGGGGAAAAUCCACGAGACCAACCUCACAUAUGAAGACUUCCCCACCUCCAAGUACACUGGACCCCUGCAGUACACCAUCUGGAAGUCCCUGUUCCAGGACAUCCACCCAGUGCCAGCCGCGCUGACCCUGGACCCAGGUACCGCCCACCAGCGCCUGAUCCUGUCAGAUGACUGCACCAUCGUGGCUUACGGCAACCUGCACCCACAGCCUCUGCAGGACUCGCCAAAACGCUUCGACGUGGAGGUGUCCGUGCUGGGCUCUGAAGCCUUCAGCAGUGGCGUCCACUACUGGGAGGUGGUGGUGGCGGAGAAGACCCAGUGGGUGAUCGGGCUGGCGCAUGAAGCUGCAAGCCGCAAGGGCAGCAUCCAGAUCCAGCCCAGCCGUGGCUUCUACUGCAUUGUCAUGCACGACGGCAACCAGUACAGUGCCUGCACAGAGCCCUGGACGCGGCUCAACGUCCGGGACAAGCUCGACAAGGUGGGUGUCUUCCUGGACUACGACCAAGGCUUGCUCAUCUUCUACAAUGCCGACGACAUGUCCUGGCUCUAUACCUUCCGCGAGAAGUUCCCCGGCAAGCUCUGCUCCUACUUCAGCCCAGGCCAGAGCCACGCCAAUGGCAAGAACGUUCAGCCACUGCGGAUCAACACUGUCCGCAUCUAGACCAGGCCGGGGGAGACCACGGCCUCCUGGGACCACUGCCACCAGCAAGGGCCAUGCCCAGGCAGCAGGAGACCUGGACUCCAGCCCACCUUGGCCACUCGAGACCCAGGCCAGUUAUUGACCCUUCUACCUCCAUUUCUCUGUCUGUAAAAUGGAGGUUGUGUUCCAUGAUUCUUAAAUCUCUUCCAGCAUUGAUGUUCUGUAGCUCUGACCUUGAUGGGGACACAGCUUUGGUCCAAGAAUGUGACAUGGCUUCUCCUCAGGGCACCCCCUGCCCAACCUCAUCCCCAUCCUUUCAAGGGCAGGGUACUACCUCCCUAUGUCUCCCUCCUGCCCAGCUGCCCUGGCCUCAAGAAGCAUCAGAGUGUGGCCAGAGUUGGCAGCCCAAAAAAUCACACAGAACCCUCUUAUGCCCCGUGGUCCAAGACUUGCUCCUGACCAAGUUAGUGAUGGGCCAUUUUACCCUUGACCCCAGUCCACAGUGGUCACAGCAAUAGCUGG